Cylicocyclus nassatus is the source of this 2009-nucleotide messenger RNA. NCBI's taxonomy places the organism in Eukaryota, Metazoa, Nematoda, Chromadorea, Rhabditida, Strongylidae. The record is from the annotation of a GenBank genome assembly.
UCGCUCAACAACUUCUCAAUGGUCAAGAUGUUGUGCCGGAAUCAUUCCCCUCUGUUACCAUUUAUUUUUCGGAUAUUGUAGGUUUCACGCGAAUAUCUGGCGAAUCCACUCCCAUGCAGGUUGUGACCUUCCUGAACAAACUAUAUACAAAAUUUGAUAGGAUUAUUCAAAAAUAUGACGUGUACAAGGUGGAAACCAUUGGUGAUGCUUAUAUGGUUGUGUCUGGCGUGCCUAACUUCAAAGAGACUCAGUUCCACGCGAAAGAGAUAGCUCUUAUGGCCUUACGACUCUUGCGCGCCGUGCGAAACUUCAAAAUUCCUCAUCGGCCUAGUGAACAACUAAUGCUACGAAUCGGCAUCCACACCGGCAGUUGCGUUGCCGGAGUAGUGGGGAAGACCAUGCCAAGGUAUUGCUUAUUUGGUGACACUGUAAACACUGCAAGUAGGAUGGAAAGCAAUGGAGAACCGCUAAAAAUCCACUGCUCACAGCCUACGCGAGAUGUUUUGUCAGCCAUUCCCGGUUUUGUACUAGAAGAACGCGGUACCUUAUCCAUCAAGGGAAAAGGCCAGAUGACUACGUAUUGGCUUCUUGAUGCUGAAGGCUAUGAGCUAUCCGAUGACGAUGACGAUCGUGAAGAGCCGGCGCUUGCUCCAGAGAUCUUCCCCAGAAAUCCGACCUUCAGGACCAUGCGUGGUUCUGGAUUCGGGCUCAAUCGUGAAUCAACCAUAUCUUUAUCUACGCAAAAAGAGCAAUCGUUUUUGAAGCGACUAAUUGGCACUGUGAAGUCGUCGGCUCAGCCUAAUGUCGAGUCGCAAUCCAGUGCUUUUUACUCGGCGAUGAAUGGUGGAGUUGUAUCCAUGGGCAACUCAUACAAAGAACUGCCUAGUGUGAACGAAGAAGACUUGCCGGGGAAAUGCCAAAACGAUGCACCCACUAAUAACCGAAGCAUACGAAGGCCUCCAUUUUCAUCGACGAGGAACUGCUUCCAGCCCUCAGUCCGUUCGUCAUUUCCUAAUGAAAAUGAUGUGGCUUUGAGAAAAAGAUCGACAUCUCUUCCUGAUGGCGAAGUGUUGAAUUUGGAUGUAACUGGGCCAAUGACGGGUGCAAAUUCUACCGCGCCUGUUUCUUCCUACUGCUCACCGUCUACCCGACACGGUGGACAUUAUGAAGGCGCAAGCGUAGUAGGAUCCAACAUCGCUCACUCAAGUAGCUCCCGCACGAUGCAGUCGUCCUCGCCAAGUCCAAGUCAUUACCCUUCGUACAAAGAUCUCGCUGAUCUUCCAUCUAUACCAAGGAAACAAGGUAUGGCAUUCAUUGUGCGACCUUCUAGAAAGCGAUCGCUGUCUGUUGGUGACAAUGUGAAACACACGACGUCGACUCACUUUGACGAUGGUUUAUCAGCAAAGGUAGAUCUUAACGAUCCCUUGAUUAGUCCGCCAAAACGACGCCAACGCCGACGUUUUAAGAGCAAGGAAAGGAAAUCAAUUCUGUCCCUACAGCAUUUGAGAGAUCCGUCACCGCUGCAGCGGCUUCGCGAUGCUUCACCGUUUGGCAGAAAUCUUUGGAAUGGAAGGGAACGAACUGCAUCAGUGAAUCGUUUCUUAAGGCGAUUAGCCAAUGGAGUGAGUUCACAGUAUGUUGAUCUCAACAAUUCCACGGACGACACCUGCGACUAUGUUGGAAAUGAGAUCAGCCACGUUCCUCUUCUUCAAUCGUGCGAAAAGGAGGCGGAAGAGAAGGACGGACAAGCCGAUCCUCUCAUUCCAGUGGUCACGCUGUGAUUACGUGAAAUCCAGCGUGACCACUGGAAUGAGAGGGAAUUUUUUAUUUUCAUUCACUUUAUGAAUUGUUAUUUUCUUUAUUGUUGAUUUCGGGUGAAUCUCAGGUAUUUCAUUGAUCUCUAAUAUAUAGUGUUUCCAUCCUUCUCUAUCUUAUACGCGUUAAGAGGUACGCGUUUAACCUAGAUAAGAAUGGAAAAGUUGAUAAAGGAAUAAACGUUUUGAUCGCUC